UUAACAAUUCCUCUUCGUCACCAUGACGGCGGCGGCGACGACGACGGCGACGCACAGCCAGCGGUGCCCAGUGGCGUCCGAGUGCGACCCACUGCCGCCACUUCCACUCCUUUCCCACUCGCGCCAUCGAUCCAUCCCGCUUGCUUCCCCGACUUGUGUGCUCCCACCACGCACCGCCAGCCCAGCCAGCCGCGACCUUUCUCCCUCUCACCCUCUCCCUCAUUCCCUCUCCUUUCGCUUUCGCCUUUGUGCCCGCGCGCACUUAUCUAUUCCGGGGUUCCGACGGCGACCACGCGAGGUGGGGGAGAUCGAUCGAUCGAAAGAAACCAGAGCCGGUCGUGUGAGUAGCUGUUGCAGUGGUAGGUGCGGGUAGAGCAAGACGGCGCCAGAACCGGUGCUUGGCCUCGCCGCCUGGACGACGGACAAGGCAAGGCCGGGAUUGACCGAUCGAUGCCUCCUUCUUCUUCUUCCCGGCACCGGCAGGAGAGCGGCUGCGGCUGCUGGGCCGUGCUCACGCGGGGCCUGCGCGGCUCCUGCUUCCGCCCGGCGGCGGCGGCGGCGGCCACCCCUGCCGGAGCCGCCGUCAAAGCCGGCCUCGUCCACGAUGCAGCGGAGAUGACAUACCUAAAUAGUAGCAAUCGAGAUCUUGGUGAUCAGUUUCAGAGAAACUUUGGUGACGAAAAUGGUGUUAACGCAUCAACUGAAAAGAAAACACCACACAAGCUACUUGAAUUUACUUUCCAAGAGUUGAAAUCUGCCACUGUUAACUUUAGGCCAGACAGUAUUCUUGGCGAAGGUGGGUUUGGGUAUGUCUUCAAGGGGUGGAUUGAGCCGGACAGCACAGCUCCUGCAAAACCUGGCACUGGUCUAACUGUAGCUGUCAAAAGUUUGAAGGAAAAUGCUCUUCAAGGACAUAGAGAAUGGGUGGCGGAAGUUGACUUUCUGGGACAGCUGCAUCACAAACAUCUUGUUAAGCUGAUUGGAUAUUGUAUCGAGGAUGAGCAGAGGCUGCUUGUAUAUGAAUUCAUGGCACGUGGAAGUCUAGAAAAUCAUCUUUUCAGAAGGACUCUUCCCCUACCUUGGCCCUAUAGGAUGAAGGUUGUUCUUGGUGCUGCUAAAGGUUUAGCCUUUCUGCAUGUUGGUCCAAAACCAGUUAUUUACAGGGAUUUUAAGACAUCGAAUAUUCUUAUUGAUGUGGAUUACAAUGCGAAACUGUCAGAUUUUGGGUUAGCAAAAGCUGGUCCCCAAGGCGAUAAAAGCCAUGUAUCUACUCGAGUUCUUGGCACUUAUGGCUACGCUGCACCUGAGUAUGUAAUGACAGGCCACUUAACGACUAAGAGCGACGUCUACAGCUUCGGAGUUGUUUUGCUCGAGGUAUUGACCGGCAGAAGAUCAAUCGACAAGAAACGGCCUCUUGGGGAGCAGAACCUAGUGGCAUGGGCAAGGCCGUAUCUAAGCGACAGGCGAAGGCUCUAUCAGCUCGUAGAUCCUCGCUUGGGGCUGAACUAUUCCAUUAGAGGGGUGCAGAAGGUAGCUCAGAUCUGCCACCACUGCCUUAACCGUGACAGCAAGUCACGCCCAAUGAUGGAUGAAGUUAUCAAACACUUGACGCCUCUGCAGGACCUAAAUGACAUGGCUGCCACGUCGUAUAGGCCUCGAUCGUCUCCUCGCGGAAAGGCUCGUCGGUGAUGUCCAGAUCGUGAUGCCUUUCUUCCCAUUCCUGGAUGCUGGUUUUGUUAAACUGUACAUAAGAAAUUGGGCUCCAUGUUCAUCGGCAACAAUUGGAGCCGGGGCGCCCACCAGAUGUCUCGCUUAAGUCAAUCACACUAUCUGGCUGAUUGCGGAGGCGAAACAACAGACAAAUCUGACCGCGAUAUUGUAAUUUGUAGUAAUAAUAUCAAAACGAGUUAUUUUCUGAUUGAGAUAGAUGAGACCGAUCGCCACGAGAAUCCUUGGUCAACUGCUUUCUUUGUGGUUGAUGCCUAGGUUGGGGCGGGCAAGUAGUGGUGCUUACUGUAGAUACACAUAAUCUCGGCCUGAUUUUCCAACAUGUUAAUAUCCUUCCUCUGUACCCGUAGGCUUCUUGCUUGGAUGAUGUCUGUGCUGAUGCCUGCUUGGAGCGCAGAAAUUUUACAUGAGACGGUUUGGUUUCA
Messenger RNA from Lolium perenne, 2153 nucleotides. RefSeq names its product serine/threonine-protein kinase PBL36. Gene Ontology annotation, molecular function: ATP binding; protein kinase activity. The record is from RefSeq and is a predicted model, not a curated record. Lineage: Eukaryota; Viridiplantae; Streptophyta; Magnoliopsida; Poales; Poaceae. Gene Ontology annotation, biological process: protein phosphorylation.